GGUGCACCAGGCUAGGUUAGCACACAGCUGCUACAUCCGGGCGCUCUGCUCGGUUUACAAGCCCUGCGAAGAUGGCGACUUCAGGGAGGAGUGCAUUAUUAUCCUCCACCUCAACUGGACCUAAGAGCGCGCUGGAGAACUCCAACCCAGAGGAGGAUGACGGACAGGACUUAUGGUCCACCAUCCUGAGUGAAGUGUCAACCCAUUCAAGGUCUAAACUACCGUCUGGGAAAAAUGUCCUGGUCAUGGGUGAGGUGGGUUCGGGGAAAACCACCUUGGUUGCAAAGCUACAAGGGGUUGAAGAGUUCAUGAAAGGGCGUGGCCUGGAAUACCUUUACUUCAGUGUCCAUGACGACGACAUUGAUGACCACACCAGGUGUAAUGCCUGGGUAUUAGACGGAGACCUUUACCACAAAGGUCUGCAGGGAGUAGCUGUGCCAGUGGACUCGAUCAGUAACACGUUGCUGCUGAUAACGGUCGACAUGUCGCGGCCAUGGAACGCCCUGGACUCUCUCCAGAAGUGGGCCGCCGUCGCUAGGGAACACAUCGACAAACUCCGGGUCGCCCCGGAAACGCUGCGGGAGCUGGAGCACAGACUUGUAAAACAGUUCCAGGAGUACACAGAGCCAGGCAGUGGGGAGGAUGGCACCCCGCAGAGGAGGAGUGAAGACGAGGAGAGCGUGCUGUUGCCCUUAGGAGACAACACACUCACACACAACCUGGGAAUACCAGUGGUGGUCGUCUGCACCAAGUGCGACGCCAUCAGCACAUUGGAGAAGGAGCACGACUACAGAGACGAACACCUGGACUUCAUCCAGUCUCACAUCAGACAUUUCUGUCUGCAGUACGGGGCGUCUCUGCUUUACACAUCAGUGAAGGAGAUGAAAAACCUGGAUAUCCUGUACAAAUAUCUGGUCCACAGACUCUACGGUUUUCCCUUCCACUGCCCGGCACAAGUGGUGGAAAGAGAUGCCGUCUUCAUUCCAUCAGGUUGGGACAAUGAGAAGAAGAUCGCCAUACUUCACGAGAACUUCCAGACAGUAAAAUCAGACGACAGCUUCGAGGAAGUAAUAGUCAAACCGCCAGUCAGAAAGAUUGUACACGAAAAGGAGAUUCAGGCAGAAGAUGACCAAGUGUUUCUGGUAAAACUGCAGUCGCUGCUCGCCAAACAACCCGCUGUGACAGCAGGGCGACCAGUGGACACCACCAGUAGAGCGCCCACCGGCUCCCCUAGGACGAGUAAUCGCUCAGCUGCGGCUAACGUAGCAAACGCCAUGCCACAGUCGGGUCAGACCAGUGAGGGUGUGUUGGCCAACUUUUUCAACAGUCUACUGACAAAGAAAGCUGGGACAGGGAGCCCCGGGACGCCAGGUGGUGGUAACAACACUCCGGGAACAGUACGCAAGUCAGACUUGAACAUAACACAUGGUUCGAAGCUGGGCCUGAGCGACGUACAGGCGGAGCUGGACCGCAUAUCCAGCCGGGAGACUGACUCAGACUUGCCCAAUGCCAACGACACCCCUGCCACUGACGGCCAGGACACAUGAAGACCAACACACUUUUCAUCCUGCUCCCUACCCGCCUUCCACCUCCCUCGUCCACCCUACCUUCACUCUCACCCUCCACUUCAUCUCAAAGAUGCGGGGAGAAAAACGCACACGGUUUCCCCUCCCUGUCAUCUUUAACUCCCUCCUCAAGGAGAGGAGCUCACCCUCUCUUCCCCUACCCCUUUUCCCACACCUCGUUCUCCUCUCCCCCCCUCUCUCUUUCUCUCUUUCUCUUCUCCUCCUGGCUGUUGCUCUGAUGGCGAGUAUUUGUCACUGUUACAUACAAGACUGUCUGUUACAUGAGAGUCGAUGGGAAUGGGGUACCGAUGGUGGUGUGGAGGUUGGGGUGAGAGGUGGGUUGAAAAAGAUUGAUUACAGGAAUGAAAGCGAGAGUGUGUUAUCCAUCCAUUCCUUGUGAUGGUACAGUUGGUGUUUUUUACUGUAGGAACUGCUAAAGGGUGCAUGUUGAGGAAACUGCACUUAGGGUACGAUAUAGGGAUGACUGUGUGUGAGUUGAAUGUGUGUGGGGCAAGUCACGCUUGGCCAGAGGAAGAGAUUGAGAACAAAAAUACAAAAAAAAAAUGCCUGAAACAAAAUUGCAAACAAUCUUGUUUUUUAACAUGAAGGGACAUAACAUACCAGUAUUUGUGUGUGUGCGCGACUGUGUGUGUGUGUGUGUGUGUGUGUGUGUGUGUGUGUGUGUGUGUGUGUGUGUGUGUGUGUG
Messenger RNA from Epinephelus fuscoguttatus (brown-marbled grouper), 2271 nucleotides. RefSeq names its product dynein, cytoplasmic 1, light intermediate chain 1 (gene dync1li1). The transcript is spliced from 14 exons. The record is from RefSeq and is a predicted model, not a curated record. Bases 72 to 1547 code for a protein of 491 amino acids. Gene Ontology annotation, biological process: microtubule cytoskeleton organization; microtubule-based movement. NCBI's taxonomy places the organism in Eukaryota, Metazoa, Chordata, Actinopteri, Perciformes, Serranidae. Gene Ontology annotation, cellular component: cytoplasmic dynein complex; centrosome. Gene Ontology annotation, molecular function: dynein heavy chain binding.